Schistocerca cancellata (South American locust) is the source of this 2730-nucleotide messenger RNA. Its product is annotated as toll-like receptor 2 type-2. The transcript is spliced from 7 exons. The coding region runs from base 50 to 2605 and encodes 851 amino acids. NCBI's taxonomy places the organism in Eukaryota, Metazoa, Arthropoda, Insecta, Orthoptera, Acrididae. Gene Ontology annotation, biological process: toll-like receptor signaling pathway; immune response; inflammatory response. The record is from RefSeq and is a predicted model, not a curated record. Gene Ontology annotation, cellular component: membrane. Gene Ontology annotation, molecular function: transmembrane signaling receptor activity; protein binding.
GAGGCUCAGCCGGUUGGUUCCUACGCGCCAGAGCCGCACUUCCUGCCGCAUGUUGUGCUGCAAUCGUGCGUCGUUGCUUUCAGUGCGGGCGCCGUGGCCUCCAGCAGAGGAAUUAGUGCGCACCUAUGCGGAGAUCUCUCGCCGAGUGAUGCUGCCAGGAGACACCCGGAAGCUCGCCAGCAGUGCCUACAGAUGCGUGGCAGCGGCAGUGCUGUUGCUGCUGCUGGGGGCCGCGGAGGCGACGCCGGAGGUGGACGGCACUGCCCACGCUGCUCUCAUAGGCGGCGGCAGCAGCUGCCCCUACGAGUACCUCGAAGACGCCGACCUCGAGUGCCCAGAGAUGACCAGCGAGGGCCAGCUCCGCUGCUACCUCCUCUACCGAGCGCUCGACUACAAGCCCUUCGCAUCCUACGGUUUCGCUGUGCUCGUCAACAUGACUCUCUCCGAAAUACCAGAUACAAGUUUCUCUGAAAGCAGCAUCAGCGGCGACCGGGACGUGUGCUGGUCGCUGUCAGCCAUCGAGGUGAGCAAAGUGGAGAACAACUCCGCCGUUGACUGGAGUCGCCAGAGGCCGCACCUGGACAGCUUCGGUGUCUACCUGCUGUACCCUGUGAAGGAGUUCCGCGCCUCCGCAACCUACCCGCUAACGACGUCAGCCGUGGCGACGACCGUCAAUGCCACAUGCUGGUACCAGCAAAGGAGCACUGGUUGUAUCAAAUCAGCCCAUGUUUCUCAGAAGAUUUUGCUGCCAGAUUACAAAGAAGCACAUAGUGAUGGGCCGUACACCAAAAAGUAUUGGGAUAAUUUCAGAGAAAUUCAUCUCAAGAAACUGAAAGCAGAAAACAUCACAUUACAUGUAGAGGUUCAGAAAGGCCUCUUUUUGGACACACCACACUAUCUUCAACCACUUAUUACAAAUACAACAUUUAAAAGAUUAGUUUUAAUAAAUACAAACUUAACCAACUUUGCAAUGAGUGAACAGCAGAAGAUGGAAGAAUUAAAAUUAGUGGGCUCAGAACUUAGCACUGAUGAAGCAGAAAAAAUUAUUUUCUCCACUCAGAACCUGCUAUCACUGAGCCUGGAAAACAACAGCUUGACAGCUAUACCACAAGGAGUGAAGCGAAUUCAAAAUUUGGUGACUCUUGAUCUGUCACACAAUGCAAUUAAUUUUUCAUAUUACACUACAGUACUUUCCUCAAUGAGUAAUCUUAAAUGGUUAAAUCUAGCUGCUAAUCCCAUAGGUGAUUUGUCUGCUUUCAUAGGGAAUCUUAGCAGUGAGGUACAGCUACACUUUCUUAAUGUCAGUGAUUGCUCACUUUUUGAGCUGGAGCCUACAGACAACAAAAGUCCAUUAAGACAUCAGAAAGAACUUCAGUUCUUAGAUUUGUCAUAUAAUGGUCUGUAUACCUUGCCCAGUGAUAUUUUUGUAGAAAUGUCUCACUUGGAAACUGUGCAACUGUCCCACAAUAAUUUAAACAAACAUCUUAGACUACAUCUCCCAGAUGGUAUUAGAGUUUUAGAUUUGUCUUACAACAAUUUUGAUAGUCCUGAAGGUAUUGUGGAGACUGGAUCAGCAGAAUUUGUGGUCCUAAAAGGAAAUGAUAUUUACCCUUGGAAUAAUUCGAAUAUAUUUUUGUUAAAUGAUAAUCCUAACAAUGUAUGGCUAUCAAGACUUGAUAUUUCAGACUGUAAGAUCAAUGUUGUAACUGAGGAAAUGCAAAAAUCAUUUGAAUACCUCCAGGAACUUGACUUGGGAGGGAAUCCAUUUGACUGCUCUGACUGUUCAGUGCCAGAUUUCAGAGGUUGGCUCCUGUCAAUCAAUGAAACAAAAUACCACCCUAAUUUAUUAAAUCAUGGAAAACAUGAUGACUUAACUUGUGUCCAUCCUGAAAAUCUUGCAAAAAGGCUUAUUGUUUCUGUCGAUGAAUUUUCACAUUGUGAGCCAAAUUAUAUAAUUUUAAUUGGUGUUCCAUUGCUCACAGUUAUUGCUUUAGGAGCUUUCUCAAUAUUCAUUUUGCAUUUUUACCGAUAUGAAAUAACAUACAUACUACAUCUUGUGAAGAUAAGAAAGUUGAGACUGGCGAAUGCAGCAAUGACAAGAAAUUUCCAGUAUGAUGCAUUUGUCAGCUACAGUGGAAAGGACAGAAACUGGGUUAUCAAAAAGUUAGUGCCUCAACUAGAGAAUGGACCAGAAAAAUAUAUGUUAUGUCUUCAUGAAAGAGACUUUAUACUAGGUUCAGUGAUUUCAAGAAAUAUAGCAAGCUUUAUGCAACAAAGCAAGAACACGAUCAUAAUCCUUACAACUAAUUUUGUAAAUAGCCAAUGGUGCCAAUGGGAACUUGAAAUGGCCAACCAUAAAGUGUUUGCUGAGGACCGUGAAUUCUUGAUUUUCAUUGAACUAGAGCGGCUUGAACGACAGAAGUUGCCAAGACACCUACGUUACCUAAUGGAUACUCGAACUUACCUAGAAUGGCCAGUUCCUGAAGACAUGAGUAGUGAAACAGAAAUUAAUCUGUGGAAGAGACUUCGAAAAUCUUUGGGUCCAAGUAUUGCUCAGAUUAAAGCUGGACACAACCUGCACCAUGAUGCAGAAUCAAUUUCCUGAUUAAGAAGAACAUGUGUAAUGCUUGAAAAUGAUUAUGUUCCUCUCAAUUUUACAAAGUGUAUAGCUUCUUUCUUUGUACAAAACUUCCAGUUUUUUCUACUCUUUUGUCUACAUGCAACAUUUGC